Molecule: messenger RNA, 588 nt
Organism: Anisakis simplex (herring worm)
Lineage: Eukaryota; Metazoa; Nematoda; Chromadorea; Rhabditida; Anisakidae
Source: the annotation of a GenBank genome assembly
AUGGAAAUAUUUUAUGUGUGUGAUAACCGUAAUCUCGGAAAUGCUUUCCGCGAAACAGCAUCGAUAUUCGUUCUUAAGAAUCUCUACACAUUAAUGUUAGCAAGCAACACCUCAGAUUAUAUUUUUAGAGCGCUGGUUCUGAAACUCGAAAGUGCUGUUAUGGGCAACAUUAUGUUCAGUGUUUAUUCGACAGCUAUUAUUUAUUUAGCAGGUUUGCUGGUAACGGUUGAAGCGAAUGGAAUGGCGCAAUGCAAUGGACGAGCGUACUUUCGGCAACCGAUUACGUAUGUUUAUUUGAAAGAUAAUGAUAACUGCUUCGGAUUUCGUAAGGGUUGUGAACCGCACAAUCUCAGAACCUAUCCUACACUGCAAAGUUGUGCCGAUGACAAUUUUAAAGAUGAUGAUGAUACGAGAUCGUUCUCGAUGAGUUGUGGGUUGGGUUAUGGUGUUGAGACGGCUAGUGAUGGAUUGCCGGUUAUCACUUUCAAUUGCACGAAACCGGAAAGCUUUUGCUCACCCAGCUCGCUUUGUUAUACGGCUGAUAAGUUCAGUUUUUGCUGUGUCAAAGGCCGAUAUGAUAGUAAGUGA